AUGACCAAAGAAAGAUCGUAUUUUGAAGCCACAGCUCUUAAACGUCAGCAUGAUUUGUCCCCUGAACACGUCCCAGAAGUUUAUCACUUUGAUAGAACCAUGUCAUUGAUUGGUAUGCGAUACAUAGAGCCUCCACAUAUAAUCUUGAGGAAAGGAUUGAUCGCUGGAGUUGAGUAUCCAUUAUUAGCUGAACAUAUGUCAGAAUUUAUGGCUAACACGACUGUUUUUAACACCCUCUCUUCUCUAGCCACAACCACACAACACAAAAGUGCAGUGGCUGAAUUUUGUGCAAAUGUGGAGAUAUGUAGGCUGACAGAGCAAGUGGUGUUUUCAGACCCUUACAAGAUUUCCGAAUUUAAUCGUUGGACAUCACCUUUUCUUGAUACUGAUGCUGAAGCUAUUCGGAAUGAUAAAAUUUUGAAGCUUGAGGUUGCUGAGCUAAAGUCUAAGUUUUGUGAAAAAACACAAGCUUUAAUACAUGGUGAUCUUCAUACUAGUUCUGUCAUGGUUACUAAAGAUUCAACUCAAGUCAUCGAUCCAGAAUUUGCUUUCUAUGGGCCAAUGGGAUUUGACAUUGGUGCUUUUAUUGGAAACUUGUUUUUGGCUUAUUUUGCACAAGAUGGACAUGUGGAUCAUGAGAAUGACCGAAAAGCAUAUAAAGCAUGGAUACUGGAUACCAUAGUAAACACUUGGAAUCUUUUUUAUAAAAAGUUUACGUCACUUUGGGAUACACACAAAGAGGGCCCUGGUGAGGCAUACAUUCAUGAAAUUUAUAAUGAUUUGGAGCUUCGGGAGCUCGUGAAACAGAAAUACAUGAUGGAUUUGUUCCAUGAUUCUCUUGGAUUUGCUGCGGCCAAAAUGAUAAGGCGAAUUGUUGGGGUGGCACAUGUGGAGGAUUUUGAGUCGAUUAGUGAUCUUGUGAAAAGAUCAGAUUGUGAACGAAGGGCUCUUGACUUUGCCAAGAAUCUCAUGAAGAAACGAAGAAAUUUCAACACCAUUAUUGAUGUUAUUUCUGUGGCUUAGUAACUCCAUAUAUAUGCGUUAUAGAUGACAUACAAAUAUUAAUGUUCAAAAUAAAGUUUGUCAUAAAAUUUAAUAAUUAUAAAUGAUAUGCAGCCUUGUACUCACUCCACAACUGAUCAACUGACUUCCCAACCAAGUCAACAAAAUAGUCAACACUAUAACCAUACCUCAUCUUCUUAUUAAGUUCAGCCACAAACCCAUUUCUAAGACCUUCACAAUAAUCAAGAAACCUAGCUGUAACAUCAUAGCCCUGGUCCCACUUGUCACCUGACCCUGGUUGAACCCAAUGGCUAGGUAUGUAGCCAGCCUUUAGCCUCACAAAAUCAGCAAUCCCUUCAAUCAAUCCUUCAGGGGUCGAACCAUUUCCAUUCCAUUGCCACACAUGGGUCAUCUCAUGAUACAUCACCCCACUGAAUUCUCUCCUAACAUCAUCAUCAUCAUCAGCCUUGUAGUUUGCAAUAUAUCUUGCGCUGACGUGGAUCUCGUUGUUUUCACAGUAAGCAACACCGUCCAUGUCAUCGAUGAGUAAGUGCACGUGUGUCACGUUUGCUCUUUCUGUUUUGUUUCUUUGUUGGAAAAGCCUCCAUAUGAACAAAUUUGAGGAC
This is a messenger RNA of Lactuca virosa, 1628 nucleotides long. Lineage: Eukaryota; Viridiplantae; Streptophyta; Magnoliopsida; Asterales; Asteraceae. The record is from the annotation of a GenBank genome assembly.